Molecule: messenger RNA, 2760 nt
Organism: Monodelphis domestica (gray short-tailed opossum)
Lineage: Eukaryota; Metazoa; Chordata; Mammalia; Didelphimorphia; Didelphidae
Source: RefSeq, a predicted model, not a curated record
AUGCCUUGGACCAAAUCCCUACACCAGCAUGACCAAAGAAAGGUGUGGAAAAGAAUGCAGAGUUUGUGCCAGGCCCUUCACAACGUUUUGCUGCCAGAAAGCAGCGGAUCCCCAAAAGUGGCUAAGGGGAAAGACGAAGCCCCUGCUAAAGCACAGAUCACAGCAGAACAGCUUUUAAGGGAAGCUAAAGAAAGAGGGGAGAUCCCUGUUGGGGGGUCAGAGAACACUUUGGAGCAGCCACACAAGAAGGCCUAUCAGGAGGCCCAGAAGUGCCAGAAAAUGGCUGAAGACCAGAAAGCAAUGGUACCUGAGCUCAGAAAGAAAUCAAGGAGGGAGUACCUUGCCAAGAGGGGGAAGGAGAAGCUGGAGGAUCUAGAAGCAGAAUUGGCAGAUGAGGAAUUUCUUUUUGGAGAUGUAGAGCUGAGCCACACUGAGCAGCAGAAACUUAAGUAUAAGAAGAGGGUACGAGAUCUGGCCUGGCAGUACCAGGCAGCCAGGGAGAAAGAGAAGCUGGAGGCCACAACUCGAUACCACAUGCCAGAAGAGACUGGUGGACAGCCAACUGGUGGGGUGGAGCUGGUGGAAGAGUCGGGAGCGCCAAGAGAGGAGCAGAGGUGCUGGGAGGAGGCCCUUUUACGGGCAGCUGCUCUCCGGUUUGGAGCCAAGGAUGCUGCUGCCUCUGAGCCCAAGUAUGAACUGGUGUUGGAAGAGGAGGAGACCAUUGAAUUUAUCAGAGCCACAAGGCUCCAGGGUGAGGAGGAAGCAUCAGCUCCAUCCCCUUCAUCCGGGGAGCAACAGAAGGAGUCCAUUAGGGCUGAGAGAAGGAGCCUCCCUGUAUUUCCAUUCCGAAAUGACCUCCUUAAUGCCAUUGCUAAGCACCAGGUCCUCAUCAUUGAGGGUGAAACGGGGUCAGGGAAGACCACACAGAUCCCCCAGUACCUCUUGGAGGACGGUUACACACGGAAGGGAAUGAAGCUUGUCUGUACCCAGCCUCGGAGAGUGGCAGCCAUGAGUGUGGCAGCCAGAGUGGCCCUCGAGAUGGGGGUGAAGCUGGGGAAGGAGGUUGGCUACAGGAUCCGUUUUGAGGACUGUACUUCGGGCCGGACUGUUCUCAGAUACAUGACGGAUGGGAUGCUUCUUCGAGAGUUCCUUUCCCAGCCUGACCUUGCAAGUUACAGUGUGGUGAUGGUGGAUGAAGCUCAUGAACGGACUCUACACACAGACAUACUGUUUGGGUUGAUCAAGGACGUUGCUCGAUUCCGCCCAGAGCUCAAGGUGCUGGUGGCUUCGGCUACCCUAGACGCUGCCCGCUUCUCAGCCUUCUUUGACGAUGCCCCUAUUUUCCGGAUCCCUGGCCGCAGGUUUCCCGUGGACAUCUUCUAUACCAAGGCUCCAGAGGCAGAUUACUUGGAAGCCUGUGUGGUGUCUGUGCUACAGAUCCACAUCACUCAGCCCCCUGGGGACAUCCUGGUAUUUCUGACGGGACAGGAAGAGAUCGAAGCAGCUUGUGAGAUGCUCCGGGAUCGCUGCCGUCGCUUGGGCUCCAAGAUCCGGGAGCUCCUGGUACUGCCCAUUUAUGCCAACCUGCCUUCCCACAUGCAAGCACAGAUCUUCCAGCCAACACCCCCUGGGGCACGCAAGGUGGUGCUGGCGACCAACAUCGCAGAGACGUCACUGACCAUUGAGGGCAUCAUUUAUGUCCUGGACCCUGGUUUCUGCAAACAAAAGAGCUACAACCCCAGAACUGGCAUGGAAUCCCUUACUGUCACACCCUGUAGCAAGGCUUCAGCCAAUCAGAGAGCUGGCAGGGCAGGUCGGGUAGCUGCAGGGAAGUGCUUCCGCCUCUAUACAGCCUGGGCUUAUCAGCACGAGCUAGAGGAGACCACAGUGCCAGAGAUCCAGAGGACCUGCCUGGGCAAUGUCGUCCUGUUACUAAAGAGUCUGGGAAUCCAUGACUUAGUGCAUUUUGACUUUCUGGAUCCUCCACCCUACGAGACCCUGAUGCUGGCUCUAGAACAGUUAUAUGCUCUGGGAGCACUAAACCACCUGGGGGAGCUCACCACCCUGGGCAGGAAAAUGGCAGAAUUGCCUGUGGACCCUAUGUUAUCCAAGAUGAUUCUGGCCUCCCAGAAGUAUGGCUGCUCAGAGGAGAUCCUCACGGUGGCAGCCAUGCUCUCAGUCAACAACUCCAUCUUUUACCGUCCCAAGGACAAAGUUGUCCAUGCUGAUAAUGCCCGUGCCAACUUCUUCUUGCCUGGUGGGGACCACCUGGUGCUACUAAAUGUUUAUACACAGUGGGUUGAGAGUGGUUAUUCUUCCCAGUGGUGUCAUGAGAACUUUGUGCAGCUGCGCUCCUUGCGCCAAGCUCGAGAUGUUCGAGAACAGCUGGAGGGGCUCCUGGAACAGGUAGAAGUUGGGCUCAGCUCCUGCCAGGGGGACUAUACUCAAGUUCGAAAGGCCAUCACUGCUGGCUACUUCUAUCACACAGCACGGCUGACCCAAAGUGGGUACCGCACAGUGAAACAACAACAGACCGUCUUCAUUCACCCUGACUCCUCUCUUUUUGAGGAACAGCCACGUUGGAUUCUCUACCAUGAACUUGUCUGGACAACCAAGGAGUUCAUGAGACAGGUACUAGAAAUUCAGAGUGGUUGGCUCCUUGAAGUAGCUCCCCACUACUACAAGGCCAGAGAGCUAGAAGAUCCUAAUGCAAAGAAAAUGCCCAAGAAAGUUGGCAAGACUCGGGAGGAACUGGGUUAA